UUCGCCGUUGUUCUCCUCGUUCGUUCGGUUUUCAUAGCUCUAUACAGAAAAGAGUUUAUAUGUGAGGUGAUAUAUUAUUUAGCAAAUAAAAAUUGGCUUUUACAAAUAAAAAAUAUCGACAAAGUGAAGUGUGGGUGUUAUAAUAAAAAUUACAACGUAGUUUGGUGCUUGUGCAACAUAUGUACAUAUAUAUUUAUUUUAAAAGUGGAUAUUACCUGGAUUCCUGAGUCAUUAAACCCAUAAAAAGUAUAUUUACGGAAAGCAUGGAAAAAAAGUCAAUUAAAUCAAUGAAGUGCAAUAAAUAGGCAAAUCCACUGCAUAAAAAAUAAUUAUACACCGCUAAAGCUACAUGCUUUUAUUAGCAUAUGUGAAUGUUUUCAUCUGUGCAUUAAUUGUUUAAAAAUAUACUGCCAUACCCAUAAACCCUGCGUGAAUUCAAGAGAAAUCGAAAUGCAUUUUAUGUCACCUGCAUUAAAAAUUGUGCAUACUGACUUAAUAUAAGAGUGAAUAUAUUAGAUUUGAUACGAAAACUGCGCAAACAAACGAAAAAAAUUGCUGAUGUGAUUGCUGUGAAAAUAACAUCCAAAAGUGAUCUAAAAUCAUUAAAUAUAUCCAAUUUUAGCAUCAAGAAGAUAUAUUUAGGCAGAGUAUAAACAACUAUACGCAGUAAUAAUAAUAUAAAAAAAACUAACAAAGUUGCUUACGUGCUUACAUACAUAUGUAUGUAGCGUAGUAGGCGACCUUUACGUAUCAUAAGUACCAUAUACUUUAAAUCGAUCAUUAAAAAGUGUAAUUUUAUGAGAAACCACAUAAGUGAGCUGUACUAAUUCAAAUAGCAAAAAUGCAUUGCGACAAUACGAAAACGUCGUCAGAAAUCGAACAUGUGGAUUGGAGUACUGGCACCGGCUCUGGCCACCACUAUGCGAACGUCAGAUUUGGAUCGGGCAGCAGUCAAGCCUCUCAGAGUAGCGGCGAUAUCUGUCGCAUCUGCCAUUGUGAGAGCGAUCCACAAAAUCCGUUAUUGACGCCCUGCUAUUGUGCGGGCAGCUUAAAAUACGUCCAUCAAGCGUGUCUACAGCAAUGGCUAACGGCAUCCGAAACGAACGCAUGCGAACUAUGCAAAUUUCCAUUUAUAAUGCACACAAAAAUCAAACCAUUCAAUGAGUGGCGCAGCCUUGACAUAUCUGGAAUUGAACGAAGACGUCUCUGCUGUUCGGUAUUAUUUCAUUGCGCCGCCGCUUUAUGCGUUAUUUGGUCGCUGUGUGUGCUAAUCGAACGUGCCGCUGAUGAUGUGAAGCGUGGAUUGAUUGAUUGGCCCUUCUGGACGAAAUUGGCCGUGGUAACAGUGGGGCUCACAGGCGGCGUGGUCUUCAUGUAUAUUCAAUGCAAAGCUUAUUUGCAUCUAUGUCAUCGUUGGAAGGCCCGAAACAGAAUACUGCUCAUACAAAAUGCACCAGAAAAAGUGCAUGUUUUAUCGCCACCAUCACCCGCUGUCCAACAUCGCACUCAUCACGAGGGCUCCUGUGAGCCGCAUCCCUCUAGCAUAAAUGUGCCCACCGCUGCCGGUGAUGGUCCAAAUAUUGAAAUUGUAGCCAAUGGCGCGUCCGCCUCGAAUGGUUAUAACUAUGCCGCCACAGCUGGUGGCAACGGUAGCAUUUCUGGUAGUUUGGAUAUAGAAGGUGGUGCGACAUUACAUCAGCAUCCAUUGCAUCAUUAUCAUCUUCCAGCCGAACAGCACCGUUUGCAACAGAGCGGUGACACAGAUUCGGAUGUUUUGCCUACCACACAUCAUCAUAGUCAUUUGACGCCGCAACAGCAGGUGGGCCAGGUGGCUGUAGCGGCAAAUAUUGAAUGUGCACAGCUGCAAAGUAAUUACGAACGUGAUUGGGCACUGGACGAUGUGGUUUCGCAGAUCUCAUCUUUCCGUCCGUGUCCACAAGGUUCGGGUAGCAUGACACCAUUUCACGAUUCAAUACACAAUGUACUCGAGCAUUCGGAGAAUUCGAGUCGCGGUUCGGUAAAUGACGUUUGCGGUGGUUCACGUCAAGAUCUCAGCACUGGUGGCAUUUCUACGGAUACGGGUCGUGAGCAUGCGCUACAAUUGAGUAGUUUUAGUGGUAGUGGCGAUCAAAAAGCACCCUCGAUCAGUUCAGGUGUAUCCAAUGCGGUGGCCAACGGUUUGGGCGGUUUCGCCUACAAGCCACACACAAAACGUUAUUCCAAUUCAUCGAUAUUCGUGGAGAACCGCGACAUCCUCAACGACUCGAUGGGUUUGAGCAUGGAAUCGUCGGUGGACUACCCCGCCACUGAGAGCUAUCGCCACGCGAACACAUUAACGCCGCCCAGUGCAGCGGAUGUCGAAGCUGAAAGUGAACAGCUAGAUAAAUUUCUAACAAAAGACUUACGUCGCUACUCGGACACAAAACUGGUGAUCGGACCGGACAACGAACCGAUAUUGGGCGCCGAAGUAAAUGACGUCUUACUGCCAUCAGCAGUGCCCAUAGAACCCAUAAACGCGGUCAGAAACACUGUACCGGCAGGUGGUAAUAAACGUGUGCGUCAACUGCUAAAACAAAAUUCGGCUACUGCGACAGAUACAAUACUGGAUAUGGAGCUACCCACGUCACCGCUGUCGCCACCAGCCGCCUAUGCAGUAAAUAUAACAAUGCCAACAACGCGUCAGACACAGGCAGCCUUGCGGCGUUCCCUACACACGGUGGUUGAGUUGGGUUCGUGCGCAAAUGCGCAGGACUUGCUGAGAAGCAGAGCCAUACCCAACACGGCUGUAACGACGAGUAUGGGCACAUCAAGGCGGCAGUCCACGUCGACGCCAAUGUUUAAAUCGUUGCCAAAUUUGAGUGGCAGUUGCGAAAAUCUGCUUAGAAAAUGAGCGAACACAGCAAUUCUGCCCGACUUCAUCGAGUCCAAAACUUAAAUGAAGUGUAUGCAUCUAUCUACCUACCUAUAUGAAAAUAUGGAACUAAAUGUACUGAGUUGACGCUCUCUAAGUUGUUGUGUGCGCACAUAACUGUAUUUUAUUUUUAUUGACUUUAGUUUUUGUGCAUGCAACAAAUAAGGUUUACUUGCGUCCAAAUAUUUAUUCACGCUUAAUGUGUUUUUUUUUGUUUUUGGUUUUUUUUUUAUUUUAAGUGAACCUACACUAAACUUGAAUGAGACUUUUUGAAUACUCGCUUGUGUCGGCUGGAGUAAGGCUUAAUUAACACAGCGUUUAGACUGUUCGUUAUAAAUAUGUAAGCUGCAGUUAGGAAAAAAAUAUAUAAAAUGUGAAGUUUGCUGUUUUUUAAACUUAUAUAAUUUUUGUAGUUAUGUGCGGAAGCAGGACAAAUCCGAUAUUUGGAAAAAUAAUAUAAUUUAUAAUAUUUUUUUUUUUAUAGAUUAUGGAAAAUGUUCAUAAUGUGUAGUUUUUUCGUGGAAUUAUUAUCUUUGCAAAUUUUUAAUAAUUUUGGUAUGUUGUUGAUGAGCGGCAAAAACAUCUCUGAAAUAAUUUUGAAGAAAGUUGCCGAGUUGACAGUCCUUGUAGGGAUAAAAAAAUUGAAAUUUUUUUCAGUCUCCAAUAAUGUAAAUAUCAUUAGUAGUUAUACACAUCAGCGUUUCUAAAUUAUUUUGCUUUAUUCAACAUCAAAUAAAAGUGUAAUUUAUACUUAUAUUUGAGAAAAUUUGACAAAACAUCUGAACUCGACUUGGCAUAUUUACGCUCCCAAGCUAUAAAUAACAAAAAAACAAUUUUCAACUACCAAACUAAAUAUCUAAAAAAGAUCCCUCAUUAGAGAACCUUCUUUCUAAAAAGUUUUCUUAAAAAUUUACAGUGUACCUGUAUGAAAUGAGCGUUUUUUGUGAUAAUGAAAUAUUAAUUUUGAACAUGAAAGUAGCAAAAAAAAAUUCAAAGUACUGGUCAUUGUUUUUUUAACAGAACAUGAUCACCAUAUGCCCCGACAAGCAUUCGAUGCGACUCUGCAGCACUUUUCUUCAAAUGGAAACAAAAAAUUAAUGCUUUCCGGUACAAAAUUUGAUAUUUUCAACACAAUGAAAAAAUAUGAUGUUGUUUGUUUAAUAACUGUAAGGUUAUUCAAUAUGUUCGACAGAUGUCAUGCCAACCAAACAGAAAAAAAAUUAAGGUUCGUUCACAACAAAUGUGCCCUACCAACACAUUUGUAUCUUAACGCUCACUUCACACCGGUACACCUGUUAUAUGUUUUAUGAAAGUUCAAUAGAAAUGUAGUCAAUAGAAGAUAUGCUAAAGUCAGUUAAGUUUUUUUUUUUUGCCAAAAGUCCUUAGAUUUAUAUUGAAAUUUUUCGAGAAAACUUGAAAAAAGUGUGCCAAAUGUUUAAUAACAACUAAGUAGAUCAACAUAUUUCUUUUGUUGAUUUCGUAUUAUUACAGAAUUUACUAUAUAAAUAAUUUAUGAUCAACUAAAAAAUAUUCACUUGAAUGAAAACUCUAACAAAUAUUGGAUUUGUCCGGCUACUCUCUAUAAUUUCAUAACUCAAAGAGCAUAAAUUAUAACACAAAUACACAUACAGUUGCGUGCAAUGCAAAAGCAACACCUUAGCAGCAUUGAAAAUAAUUUUUUCAGACCGCAUUUACUUUCGAAAUCUCUGCUUUUCACUUUUUCAUACGAAAUAUAUACAUACAUACAUACAUAUUUUCAUUGAGUGAAAAAAGUGUUGAGAUUUUGAAAAGUUAAUGCUUAAUAAAAACUGUGAUUAAACAAUUUGUCAUUUUUAGACUUUUUUGCGAAUCGAACAUACAUAGAUUUACACACACACAUACACUUGUGAAAAGCACACAUAAGUAUUUACCUACAUAUUUUUUUUUUUUGUUUUUAAAGUAUCAAUAUGCUUUAAAUAAACAUGAUUAAAACAUUUCACAGUACAAGAGUAUCAUAUAGUACAGCGGAGUCAAUAAUCAGCUCACUUAAUCCAUAUAUUUUCGAUGUGGAUACUAAAAGUACGACAUGCAAACAAACAUACAUAUAUAUAAUAAACUUACAAAAUGAAAAUGAAAAGUGAAAACAAUAUGAAACUUGAAAAGAAGCAAAUAUUUUUCUAUAAAUACAUAAAUAAACCGUUAUUUUAGGAUUGCGCUUUGAAACAAUCGCUUGUUUUUAACUAGAACAUGUUUGAGAUUAAAACUCCUGUUCACAAUAACCUUUUCAAAUUGCCAAUUUCUUCCUCCUCUAUUUAAUGCGCCUGCCUCCAGUAAUAAUACUUCUAUACAUUAUUAGCUUAUUUACUUAAUUAUAUAAAUAUAUAUGAACUUCUU
Bactrocera oleae (olive fruit fly) is the source of this 5284-nucleotide messenger RNA. RefSeq lists its product as uncharacterized. Gene Ontology annotation, cellular component: cytoplasm; late endosome membrane; early endosome membrane. Gene Ontology annotation, biological process: antigen processing and presentation of peptide antigen via MHC class II; immune response; protein polyubiquitination. NCBI's taxonomy places the organism in Eukaryota, Metazoa, Arthropoda, Insecta, Diptera, Tephritidae. Gene Ontology annotation, molecular function: zinc ion binding; ubiquitin protein ligase activity; MHC protein binding. The record is from RefSeq and is a predicted model, not a curated record.